AACUCGCCUCGUUUAGAAUAGCUGCGGUGCUGGAGUAGUCUACACUCGUCGCCUGAUAGUUCCAGCCAAAACGGAACAUCGAACCUUUUUUAUUUGAUUUAUUUGGUUCGAUUUAAAUUCUCUUCUCUCACAAGAUGUGACUCUUUUCAAAGAACAGACUAAUACCUUAGAAUAUCCAUGUCGUUCAGGAUAGCUGGGAGAGAGAACGUCAAUGGUUUUUCUACGAAUGGAAGUUAUUUGUUGUGAAUUGUUUUGAAUAUGUUAUUCCGAAGUGAGUUUGUUUUUUGUUUGUCUCCGUUCGUCGUGGACCUUUAAUUUGGAAUCUAACGACGAAAUCCAGAUCGUCAAGGGAAACCCAAAGCGAGGAUUCUACAAAGCCAGAGAGCUCACAGACCGGGGAUUUAAAUUGUUUGGUGUGCUCCGGGAGAAGCGAGAGUCAAAGAAAGAAAUUCAUGUGGCCAUUCUCUCUUUAGCAAAACAUUUUGGAUUGCAGAAUGAGCAAGGAAAGACCUAAGAGGAAUAUCAUCCAAAAGAAAUACGAUGACAUAGAUGGGAUCCCCUGGUCAGAGGAGAGGGAUGUGAGGAAGGUGCUCUAUCUCUCCCUGAAGGAGUUCAAGACUGCUCAGAAAAGGCAGCUUGGAGAUGGAACCAAAUACACAAAUGGUUCCCAUGCCCGCGGCCAGCUCAACGGCUUGGGGCAGAAGGGCCACAAGGCUGACGGGUUGCGGUUCCAGAGCACCGAUGGCAGCAGCGAGUACUCUGAGGAUGGUCCUGCCAAGAAGAGGCCCAGACUGCAAGCGCAGAGGAAGUUUGCCCAGUCUCAGCCCAACUCUCCCAGCACCACGCCGGUCAAGGUGUCUGAUACCGCCCUGCCCGCCCCCUCCGCUCACAUCAGAGACAUCUCCAGACGGAAACCCAAGACUGAGGACUUCCUCACCUUCCUCUGCCUGAGAGGUUACUCCUCCUGGCCAAAUGAAGGUUUGUCAGCGUUGCCCAGUAACAUGGCGUACUUUGGGAGCUCUCAGGAUGAAGAUGAGCUGGAUGACGAUGAAGAGGAAUACGAGGAUGUGAAGCCAGACAUCAGCGUGGCGUCUACUUCAUGUCAGUCCACGCCCAGGAAGGGCAAACCCCCAGGGAAACAUGCCGUCAACGGCCACGUGUUGAAUGGCCACAGCAAGUUGCCCCGGGACAGCCACAAGCCCAGAGGGAAGGAGUGGGUGCAGGUGAGGGAGCGCAGUGAGAGGGCCGAGGCCCGGAGGGAGCAGGCCCUCAGCCAGCCAGAGGCCACAGCCAGGGGUCACACUACCAAUGGACUGCCUCACAGGAGGGCUGCAGAGGAGCCCCGCAAGCAGGUCUUUAAAGUGAACGGCGUCACACGGAUCUCCCAGCCAGGCGUGCACACGGCCGGUGCCCAAAAAACGAAAGACUUCAGACUGCCGUCCAAAACUGUGAAGGGCCAAGUCACAUACACCAAAGCAAAACGAGAACUGGUCAAGAAAACCAAACUCAACCACCGCAAACACAGCACUGCUGCUUCCCAUAGAGCCAAUAGCAACAAUCACCACCGCCACCAGCGACUCCCCCUCUCCAACUCAGGAAAAGCCCAGAAUAGCAAAGCAAAAACACGCAAACAGGUGCUAUUAUCCAAUGGGGUGUACAAGGUGGCUAAUGGGGGCGGUGUGCGCCUCAACGGUCGCCUCUGUGCCAAGCAGGAGGUGGGCAGGCAGGGGCGUGAGGGGCUGAGGAACUCCAAGCGGAGGCUGGAGGUGGCGGUAGCAGCCAUCGGGGCGGUGGCUGACUCCCAGGGUCAGCUGGUCAUCCUGGAGAAUAACCCCAACCCUAAGAAGACAAAACAGCUCCAGACCAGCCCUCUGGAAACACGCAGUAAGAAAGCAUGUCAGGACAAGACCUUGGUCCCCAACGGACACAUUGUCAUGGAAACCACCCCUCCCCCGACCCUGCUAGCCCCACCCCCUCCCCCGACUCCUCCCGCCACACCACCAGCCAAUCCAGAGCCAGAGCGUCAGCGGCCCAAGCGGGCGUCAGCCGGCAAGCUGAUGUUCAUCAGACAAGCACAGCAGCGGGGGCAGGUUGCCUCUAACCCUAACCACAACCGCUCAACUACCUCAGAAUCCCCUUGCCACACUUCUGGACACAACCCUGGACAUAUCCCUCACAAACCAGCAGAGCCCCGGCCUGACAGGGAGUGGGAAAGGGAGAAGGAGAGAGAGAGGGAGAGGGCGGAGAGGAGCAGGUUGAGCUGGGCGGCGUUGGGUGAGGCGCCAGUGUUCUGUCCCACCCAGCGGGAGUUCCAGGACCCCCUGGUGUACCUGGACUCUGUGCGGGAGGGGGCGGAGCCCUGCGGACUGUGUCGGGUGGUUCCCCCGGCUGACUGGCGCCCAGAGUGCAAACUGAACGAUGAGAUGCGCUUUGUGACCCAGGUGCAGCGCAUCCACAAGCUGGGCCGUCGCUGGGGCCCCAACGUACAGAGGCUAGCCUGCAUCAAGAAGCAUCUCAAAUCUCAGGGCAUCACCAUGGAAGACCCCCCGCUCAUCGGUGGCUGUGAGGUUGACCUGGCUCGGUUCUUCCAGCUGAUUAAUGACAUGGGCGGCAUGCAGCAGGUGAUGGACCUGAAGAAGUGGAGUAAACUGGCUGAUCUGCUGCGGAUCCCCAAGUCAGCCCAGGACCGUCUGGCCAAGCUGCAGGAGUCCUACCUCCAGUACCUGCUGUCGUAUGACUCUCUGUCCCCCGAGGAGCACCAACGCCUGGAGAGGGAGGUGCUGCAGGAGAAGGAGGGCUUGGAACGCCUCAGGGGGCCACUGGAGGGCCACACAGAGAGGAACCUGGCCCUGCCGCGCUACGAGCCUAAGAACGGGCUGGCCGGCAGUCUCGUGCAGCGCAGCAACGGUCAACUGUGCAGCCGGCUGAAGGAGCUGGACAGUCAGCAGCUGAAGGUGGGACGCCGGAGGCUGUUCGCUCAGGAAAAGAAUAAUGGGGACAAGACACAGCAGGAGGAAGAGGAGGCGGAUAUGGAGAAAGGUGUUCUCAGUGACCAGCACAAGUGUAUUUACAAGGGGAAAUCUGUAUCUCUCACCAACUUCUUUAGGAUAGCCAGGAACACCAUGACCAUGUGCUUUAACAAAGAGCCCGGUGCUGCUGAGGUCGAGCAAGAAUACUGGAGGAUAGUGGAGCAGAGGCACUGCCAUGUGGCAGUGCAUUAUGGGAAAGUGGACACCAACACACACGGAAGUGGCUUCCCUGUGGGAAAGUCCGAGCCAUUUUCUAAACAUGGAUGGAAUCUCACUGUCCUCCCAAAUAAUUCUGGAUCCAUUCUGCGGCAUCUUGGAGCCGUGCCCGGGGUGACCAUUCCCUGGCUGAACAUUGGCAUGGUCUUUUCUACCUCAUGCUGGUCUCGAGACCAGAACCGCCUUCCAUACAUUGAUUACUUACACACUGGUGCUGACUGCAUUUGGUAUUCUGUUCCUGCUGAAGAGAAGGUGAAGCUUGACAAGGUGGUUCACACACUGCUGCAGGCCAACGGGACCCCUGGGCUGGAGAUGCUGGAGAAGAACAUCAUGAUCUCUCCGGAGGUGCUUUGUCAAGAGGGUAUCAAGGUCCACCGCACCAUCCAGCAGAGUGGUCAGUUUGUGGUCUGCUUCCCUGGGACCUUUGUGUCCAAGGUCUGCUGUGGCUAUAGUGUGUCGGAAACCGUUCACUUUGCCACCCCCCAGUGGAUGAACCUGGGAUACGAGGCUUCUAAGGACCUUAAAUGCCGGCACAUAGCCAAACCCUUCUCCAUGGAGAAGUUACUCUACCAGAUCGCCACGGCCGAAUCGAAACGCGAGAACGGACACCUUCUGACAACAAUCUCCGCUCUUCUCAAAGACCUCAGGAACAUAGAGAUGAGACAACGGCAGGAACUGUACGAGGCGGGGCUUCUGUCUUCUGCCCGCUAUGGAACACACGACAACAACCUGGUGCCCGGCGACGGACGCAAGAAACCCAGGAAGUGGCUGGCGCUAGAGUCCUCAGAGAGACGCUGCCAGACCUGCCAACACCUCUGCUACCUGUCCAUGGUGGUCCAGGAGAAUGAGAACGUGGUCUUCUGUCUGGAGUGUGCUCUGAGAUACGUGGAGAAUCACAAGUCCUGCAGAGGCCUCAAGAUGAUGUAUCGUUAUGAUGAGGAGCAGAUCAACAGCUUGGUGAAGCAGGUGUGCGGCAAGGCCCUGGGGAAGACGACUGAGAAAUGUAAUGGUGCGAGCCCCUUUAAACCACCACCCAAACGCGGUCCCCGGAAGAGAGCCACCGUGGAAGUGUCCCUGUCCCGCCUCUCCUCCCACCUGUCUCCCGCAGCCGUCUCCUAAGGACGUUAACACCCCCCACUGCCCCUCCAUCUUAGUUUGGCCAAUCACUGUUGUCCUUUUUAAAGAAAGAUUUUUUUUCUCCAGCUUUUAAUGCCCCAAAUCUCCCCUACCUAUGCCCCUUACCAUGACAAACAACAACCCCCACCCCCCCCCAAUUAGUAUGGCAAACUCGUGAAAGCAAACUGUAUUUUUUUGCACUAGCACAGAAAAAACUAUUUUUCAGUUUGUCAGUUUGUUUUUUUGGGGCGGGGGGGGGGUUAGUUGAUGUUGUCCUUAGCAUUAAUUGAAAAGUUCACCGGUAAAUGUUGUGCCCCUUGCACUGCCCCCCUCUACACUUUUUGAGGAUAGGGUCAGAUUGGUCUUCCCUACCCACACUGCAGUCACACCCAUCGCCACCUGUCAACUGUGAACAAAGGGACGAACGGAGAAGGUGCUCCUUUUUCAUUUUUAUUGAAAGUAGAACCCAAAGUUUGCUCUCGUCUUUAGUUUUUGAAGAUGAAUUGUUUAUAUUCUCCUUUUUCACCUGCAGCAGCUCCUGUUGUUCAGGGUCUGUUGCUCCCUAACCCACGCCAGGUAAAACUUGAAAGGCAGAUGUUUUGGCUUGCUUGUUUUUAUUUUGGAUUUUAGCUUUGAUUUUAGUCUUCUGUGUUUAUUUUGUCGUUUUGUUCCUUGGUGGCUGUGGAACUAGCGGUGCCGUGGCUGUAUGUCAGAAAUACAGCCUGGUGUGCCGUAUGUCAGAAACACAGACCUAGGUGCCGUGGCUGUACGUCAGAAAUACAGCAUGGUGUGCCGUAUGUCAGAAACACAGACCUAGGUGCCGUGGCUGUACGUCAGAAAUACAGCCUGGUGUGCCGUAUGUCAGAAACACAGACCUAGGUGCCGUGGCUGUACGUCAGAAAUACAGCCUGGUGUGCCGUAUGUCAGAAACACAGACCUAGGUGCCGUGGCUGUACGUCAGAAAUACAGCCUGGUGUGCCGUAUGUCAGAAACACAGACCUAGGUGCCGUGGCUGUACGUCAGAAAUACAGCCUGGUGUGCCAUAUGUCAGAAACACAGACCUAGGUGCCGUUGCUGUUUGUCAGAAAUACAGCCUGGUGUGCCGUAUGUCAGAAACACAGACCUAGGUGCCGUGGCUGUACGUCAGAAAUGCAGACCUGGGUGCCGUUGGUCUCUGUGCCCGUAGUAGAAGGGAGGCCUCCUUCGCUAGCGAGUGAAAACUGUGCCUAAUACUCAGCAAGGAGAUCCAUCGUUUUUGGUGCUGUUGGUUAUUAUUACUGUAUAACAAUACAAAAGAAAGGUGAGGUGCUGGCUAACUACUACUCUCCUCUCCCACAGGGAUGAGGUUCAAGGUUUUCAUGUCCCACAGGGUUAGGGUUCUAGGCUCUCUUCUCCCACAGGGUUAGGUUAGGGUUCUAGGCUCUCCUCUCCCACAGGGUUAGGUUAGGGUUCUAGGCUCUCUUCUCCCACAGGGUUAGGGUUCUAGGCUCUCUUCUCCCACAGUAUUAGGUUAGGGUUCUAGGCUCUCUUCUCCCACAGGGUUAGGUUAGGGUUCUAGGCUCUCCUCUCCCACAGGGUUAGGUUAGGGUUCUAGGCUCUCCUCUCCCACAGGGUUAGGUUAGGGUUCUAGGCUCUCCUCUCCCACAGGGUUAGGUUAGGGUUCUAGGCUCUCCUCUUCUAGAUGUGCAAUCAUGUUAACAUUCCAUUCUUCCAGUCCUAUUGUUUCAGCUGUACCAGUAAACAUGACUUAUUUUAUUAUUAUUUUAUAUUUUUAUUGUGUAUGCGUUCUGAUGUGCGUGUAGAACCACUAGUCAAAGGGUGUAAAAUGUGAAAUAUGGAAAUCCAUGUUGUUUUUUUGCUUUUGCAUUUUCCCUUUUUCAGAUGUAUUAUGUUUGAUUUUAGGAGACAGUCCAACACAAAAACAAACUUUUGUACAUAAUCCUGUAAAUGUCUUUAAAUACUUGAGCCUUUUCUGGGGUGAAGGAAGGAAUGAUGCCUCUAAAGGUAUUAGCGGAAGCAAGGGAGGAAGUGCUUGAUGAAGAAAAAGCCUUACGUUUCAGUUUCUUCAUGUGUGUGAGUUUGAUGCUUACAGGGUUGCUCUGGUUACGUGUAUACAUUUAAGUGCUGCUUACAUCAGUGAGAACGAUAUGGAGUAGCAAUGGCCCCCUAUUUUAUUUUUAUUUUUUAGCUUUACUUUUUUAAAGAAAAGGGAAAAUAUGUUCAUAAAAAAAAUUGUUUAAAAUUUUCAUUACUGAAAAUUCAACAAUGUAGUAGCUCAUGUUGCACUGAGCUUGCCAGUGGUGGCUGACAAGGUGAUCCUAUUAUCAAGUUUGUUGGUUGUUGUCCUUUACAGAAGACUGAACUGUUUUAGGAGUAUUUAAUGAAAACCAAGUUGGGUGUUUUCCACAGAAAGUGGUUGUCAAGUUUGUAUGGCCUUACAAUGUAUUUUAUUCAGAUUUUUUUUUUUUUUGCAUUUUCUUUUUCUACAGUAUAAACUAUUGCUCACGGUCGGUCUGGCAAGUUAAUUUAUUAGCGAUGCGUCUCCAACUUUCCUUCCACUUGGAAAGAUUUCAUGUUGGUUAUAUUGCCAGUUUUUUUUUUUACUUUUGCAGUUUGUACUAAAGGUUUAAUAAAAACGUACAGACAA
Oncorhynchus nerka (sockeye salmon) is the source of this 7008-nucleotide messenger RNA. RefSeq names its product protein Jumonji-like. The record is from RefSeq and is a predicted model, not a curated record. The transcript has 18 exons. Gene Ontology annotation, biological process: chromatin remodeling; regulation of gene expression. Gene Ontology annotation, cellular component: chromatin; nucleus. Lineage: Eukaryota; Metazoa; Chordata; Actinopteri; Salmoniformes; Salmonidae. Gene Ontology annotation, molecular function: DNA binding. The coding region runs from base 495 to 4364 and encodes 1289 amino acids.